AUGAGUUACUCCGUGAAUAGUUCUAUCAGCAGUUAUGUGCACUGGUUUACACCAGGGCUUCGUUCGACUCUCGACAUUAUUCCGCCGGCCGCUAGACCCGUGGAGGAGGAAAAGACUGGGUUUCGACGCAAAACCUUGUCGUACAAUAUCUUCACAAUUCUCCCCGUAGAGAUCAUCCGCGAGAUUGGGAAUAUUCCUGGCUAUCCCGAUGCAGUCGCCGCGCUCGCACUAUGCAACAAAGAUCUCGAAUAUAUUUUGGAAGGCUUCUGUGACCCCGUACACACUGCAUACGUCGCCAUGUGUAGCCUAGGGAUCAUUCUGAUUCGGCGCACACUUCGGAAGAGCGGAGGGAGAGCCCUGAGAGAUGACUUAACUAGGUCCAUGAACGAUAUGUACGCUCUAAAUUCGAUUGUGCAGAACAACUGCCGGGAUAUCUUCGCAAUUAUCGAGCCGUACAUUACCUACGGGGAUCCGAGUAUGCGAGCUGCCGCCAUCUCCGCCGUGGGAGACAAAUAUUACACAAUGGUGCACCGCCUCAUCCCUUACCUCUCAGAUGCGGUUAUCGUCGAAGUCUUCGGAAUGACUUGCACCACCGGCAAUUCAUCCGUCGUCGACAUCCUUAUCUACCACUUACCGACUCGCCUUUGGGAAAGGGUUGGGGCUAUGGUCCGUAUGUUUUGUGACGGUGGGGCUGAUGUCAACGCCCUCGAUUCGCAAGGCCGCACGGCGCUCCACCACCUCGCAUCGUACGACUCGAGAGUUGUUACCCCCACGAUGGAAGUUCAAAACAACUUCAACAAGGGCAGACUCGUAUGGCUCUACGAAUGUACGCUAUGGACUAUUAUCAAUGCCGGGGCGGAUAUCAACCUUCAAGACGAAUGGGGGAAAACCCCGCUCCACAUUGCCGUGGAGCGUAAGGAGUCUAUCAUGAUCAAGGUCCUUAUGGAGGCCGGUGUGAACGCUUUAAUUGCUGACAACGAAGGAGUCAGAGCCAGUAAAGCGAAUAGGACUGCUCACUUCGCACCACAUACUAUCGAAUUCAAGGUUCUCAUGUUGGAGAUGCAAUAG
This is a messenger RNA of Morchella importuna, 1068 nucleotides long. RefSeq lists its product as uncharacterized. Gene Ontology annotation, molecular function: protein binding. Bases 1 to 1068 code for a protein of 355 amino acids. The transcript has 4 exons. NCBI's taxonomy places the organism in Eukaryota, Fungi, Ascomycota, Pezizomycetes, Pezizales, Morchellaceae. The record is from RefSeq and is a predicted model, not a curated record.